AUGUUUGUCGUGCGAUCGUACCAGGUAGGUGGAGCAGCGGCUGGCGGCCGUCGCCAGGACCCCGUCAUUUCACUGCCAACGCCCAUAGAGCCGACGAGAUAUAGGUUAUCGACCAAACCCUCACAAUCAGCUACCAGCCUCUCUUCCUGUGUGGCCAUGUUUAUGGGAGGUCCCCCUCGUCGUCCUGAGAAGGCUGCUGCGUUGAAGCAGCUAAGGCAGCACCUUGCUGUGCUGGGGGUGUGGGUGGUGGCGAUCAGGCUCACGCCAUAUGUGCUGCAUUUUCUCACGAAAGAGGAGCAGCAGCUUACUCUUGACUUGUAA
This is a messenger RNA of Closterium sp. Naga37s-1, 321 nucleotides long. NCBI's taxonomy places the organism in Eukaryota, Viridiplantae, Streptophyta, Zygnematophyceae, Desmidiales, Closteriaceae. The record is from the annotation of a GenBank genome assembly.